Funneliformis mosseae is the source of this 678-nucleotide messenger RNA. The record is from the annotation of a GenBank genome assembly. Lineage: Eukaryota; Fungi; Glomeromycota; Glomeromycetes; Glomerales; Glomeraceae.
AUGAAUAGAUUUCCUUUGACGAAGUCUUCUUUCUCCUACAAUGCUCGUAAGAAUCAGCUCCGCUUAUUAUUCUCGUCAAACAUAAAUUUUCAAGACUUUAGUCCUGAACAAGAAGCUGACAGACUUAUGCUACUUAAAAAGGAAAAUUAUUUUCGUCCGUUUGAGUUUAUGGCACGGGAUUAUAACUACCAAGUAAGAUUAAAAGAUUUGUUAAAAGGAAUCGAUAAUCUUAAAGCAUCUAUAAAGAUACCACCUGUGAACAUUUUACAACAGCGUGAAAUUAACCUUGAUGAUAUAAAAAAUGUUCAUAAAAUCAUGUUAAGUGAUAUACCGGUGGAGACAUAUGGAUUUGAAGACGAUGACAUUCAAAAUGUAGGAGAAUUUUGGAAAGUAGGGGUAGUGGCAAAUGAUGUACACGAGACUGUUUAUCUGUACCUAGAAGAAGUGCCUCCAUUGAUGAAGAGGUUCAUACAAUUUCGUGAUGAGUACAUCAUAAUAAUGAUCUUCACCCUCUUAUUAUUGCAUUACGUGUAUUUUCAACCUUUCUUCAUAUUCAUCCAUUUAUUGAUGGUAAUGGGCAUGUUGGUCGUUCAAUUAUGGCACAUCAUCUUAUCCACAGUGGCUAUCCACCUAUUGUUUUUCAACAUAAUGCAACAUGGUGUUGCGAAACAUGAUUAA